Messenger RNA from Anisakis simplex (herring worm), 250 nucleotides. Lineage: Eukaryota; Metazoa; Nematoda; Chromadorea; Rhabditida; Anisakidae. The record is from the annotation of a GenBank genome assembly.
CGACGUUCUGAUGUCAGAUUCUCGCAACGGCGAAAUUUCGACUCGGAUGCUGAUUCGACGAAUGGCAAUGGUAACAGCAAUAGCGCCUCAACAGGCAGACAUCAGAUUCGUGAUGGAUGUUGUUCCGAUUUUGGUUCAUGUUCUUCGAAGAUGUAUUGCGAUCAGCCGCAACAACGAUCGCGAAUCAAUGAGAAAGAGGAUGCCGAAGUUUUGGAUGAAGAACAGGAGGCUGCGAAAGAUUGAUGCCUAA